AUGAAUUCCUCAUCUCAUGCCCACAAUAUGUCCAUCCGUCAGCGCGAUCAAGACGCCUUCAAUUUAUCUGUCAUCAGAAUGGCGGUAGUUUUGGCUCUCGGACUCAUCAUCAAUUAUAUAAAUGGCACACUGAUUCACACCUUCAGGAAACACGAGAUCUUUUACUUGAAUCCUCGUUACAUCCUGUUCAUCCACCUGGUGAUAAAUGACAUAAUCCAGCUCACUACAUCAAUCACCCUGUUGGUGUUGGCUAACAUCUUCUACAGGAUCAACGUGUCCCUCUGCUGCCUCAUCCUCAUGUUUACCAUCUUCACCACCUUCAACACGCCGCUGAAUCUGGCUGUCAUGGCCGUGGAGUGCUACAUUGCUGUUUGUUUCCCACUGCGGCACACAGAGUUCUGCACCAUCAAAAGAACCUACAUCAUCAUUGGGUGGAUUUGGGCCAUGAGCGUCAUCUCAGCUCUGAUAGACGUCUUUAUUGUUGCGGCCACUGAGCCUGGACGGUUGUUCAACAAUGUCAUAUACUGUGCAAAGAGUAACCUCUUCCGACACCCAGUGAGUUUAAAAAAGAGGGAGGUUUCUUACAUUCUGUGCAUGAUUGCUGUGUGGCUCACCAUUUUCUACACGUACUCGAAAAUCUUUGUUGCUGCAAGAGCUGCUAAAACAACUAAAACUUCAAGUGGAGAUGUCAAAAAGGCAAGAAACACCAUUGUGCUUCACAGCUUCCAGCUUCUUCUUUGCAUGCUCACCUACGUAUCCCAUAUGAUAAUCAAAGCUAUGUUGACUUCAUUCCCAAAGUAUUCUACAGAAAUCAUCUUCAUUAGCUACAUUAUCGUCCACGUCUUUCCCAGACUCAUUAGUCCCAUUGUGUAUGGGUUACGAGACAAAACAUUCAAACAAUAUUUUAAAAAGUAUGUCCUCUGUUGA
Salarias fasciatus (jewelled blenny) is the source of this 927-nucleotide messenger RNA. Its product is annotated as odorant receptor 131-2-like. Gene Ontology annotation, biological process: detection of chemical stimulus involved in sensory perception of smell; G protein-coupled receptor signaling pathway. Gene Ontology annotation, molecular function: G protein-coupled receptor activity; olfactory receptor activity; odorant binding. The transcript is spliced from 2 exons. The coding region runs from base 1 to 927 and encodes 308 amino acids. The record is from RefSeq and is a predicted model, not a curated record. Gene Ontology annotation, cellular component: membrane. NCBI's taxonomy places the organism in Eukaryota, Metazoa, Chordata, Actinopteri, Blenniiformes, Blenniidae.